Messenger RNA from Funneliformis mosseae, 606 nucleotides. The record is from the annotation of a GenBank genome assembly. NCBI's taxonomy places the organism in Eukaryota, Fungi, Glomeromycota, Glomeromycetes, Glomerales, Glomeraceae.
AUGCGCCGGAAUAUUAUGUACAUAUUAAAAAUAUUGUCAUUAAAAAGAGUUCGUCAAGUCAAAGGUAGUAUCAAGAGUAAUCAAAAUAAAGUUUCAUUGUUGAUUAUCUUUGCUGCUACAGGUACUGGAAAGAGCCAUUUUGCUAAAAGGUUUUCAGAUAGGUUUAUAGAUGGUGAUGAUUUGAUCUUUAAUGACAGUAUUGGCAAGGAUCUUUUCACACAAGGACGCUUUGAUGAUCUUAACGAGCUUGCUCGAAAGAGACUUGGUGAAUAUAGUGGUGAUAAAAUAAUUUUAAGUUCAUAUUAUCCUCAUCUACCAACCAAUAGAGUUGUAUUUCAUAGGAUGGUGCAUGCUACUGAAAAAUAUUAUACACAAAAUUUUAUUUGGGAUGAUAUCCAAAAUAAAUAUCAUAGCACGGCUAACAAGAUGAAUUUAAAAGUUGCUGUUGAUGGAGAUUAUGAACCUACAGGAUUUAUAGCUUCGGGAUCUCGUACCAGCUUUAUACAUAAAUUCUGCAAUAUCGUAAUCAAUUGUUAUCCAAAUCAAGUGAAUUUUGCAGACAAUUUUGGGACUGUCGUUUCUGCGGUUCAGGAAAAUUUGAAGUAG